Molecule: messenger RNA, 1921 nt
Organism: Tachysurus vachellii
Lineage: Eukaryota; Metazoa; Chordata; Actinopteri; Siluriformes; Bagridae
Gene: aatf
Product: apoptosis antagonizing transcription factor
Exons: 12
Coding region: 45-1703 (552 amino acids)
Biological process (GO): regulation of transcription by RNA polymerase II
Cellular component (GO): nucleolus; nucleus
Source: RefSeq, a predicted model, not a curated record
CGCCUAGUGAUGACGUACACAGCCGGGUAAGCGCAGUGAGAAACAUGGCUGCCUCCAUAUCGGAGCAGCUCGCAGAGUUGUUAAACCCGCUGCCGAAUUUCACAGACCCCGAGGACGACCAGAAUGAAGAGACUAAAGCCAGAGUCAUUGACAAGUUUGAUGAAGGAGUUGAUGAUGAUGACGAUGAUGUCCAGGUCAGUGGAUUGAGGAAGAGAUCAGCUGCUUUGCUGGUAGAUUCAGAUAAACGCUAUAGUGGCAAAGUGACGUCACGCAAGGAGCUUCAGCAGGAGUUUGAUGGAUCAGCUGAUGAUGAGGAGGAGGAUGAUGAUCAAGAUGAGGAUGAAGACAGCGAAAGCGGACAGCGUGAUCAGGUUAUGGAAGACGUCGGCGAGGAGGACGGAGAUGAAGACGACGACUACAUCAGCGACGACGGUGGUUCACAGCUGUCCAGCUUGGUGUCGAAGAUGAAGGGAGCCGACCUGAGCUUCCCUAAAGGGACAGACUUCCGUAAACUCGCAGAAGGCAUGGAUGACCUGGGAGAGAGCGAGGAUGAGGAAGAAGGGGAGAGCGACGACGAAGGAGAAAGCGAGGAGGACGAGGAGGAGGACGGUGAUGAUAGUGACGAGGACGUAGAGGGAGGUGUGAUGACCUUCUCGAAAGAGAAGGUGGAUGAAGAGGUGGAGAAAGGCAGAGCAGUGAAGAAUCAGCUUGCUCUUUGGGAUCUGAUGCUCGAAGGACGAAUUAAAAUGCAGAAAGCCCUGGUGACAGCCAAUCAGCUUCCUCAGCCCAACACCUUCCCGGAGUUCAAGGGCAAAGGCGGGGCAGAGUACACUGGAGCUCUGAAGAAUAGCCACAAAGCUCUGAAGGCUCUACAGAGAUCUUUAUUAGAGCUUCAGGACCUGCUGCUGUAUCAGAACCCGGAGACCAGAGGCAUCUCGCAGGGGAAGACCUGGGCACAAGACGCCAGCAAGUCGGAGGAAGAUGAAGAGGAAGACGUGGAUAGUGACGAGGGUGAAAACGAAGUGGAAGGCGAUGAGGUGGAAAAGUGGCCCAGAAGUGGAAGCGGACCCUCCAAGCGGAAACUGGAGACGACGCAGUACCCAGACUUCAUGGCAAAGCGCUUCGCAGCCUUUCAGCCGUACCGCGUAGCCUCGCGGACUGUUUGGCAUUUCCUGUUUCUGACUCAGGGCUUCGGAGCGUUUGAGCGGAACAUCCUGACUCAGGUAGAGCAGGUGCUGAUGGAUAAGGAGCGCUUGCUGAAGCGCACACAGACACGCAGGUCUGACUACAGAGUGCUGGGCAAACCGGAGCUCAGUCACGUCACCACACAGUCCAACAGCACCGAGCCCGAGGCAGUUGAACCAGUGCUCAAAGCUAACGCACAUCUCAAAGAUCUGGACCAGGAGAUCUUCGACGACGAUGACUUUUAUCACCAGCUUCUUCGAGAGUUGAUCGAGCGUAAAACAAGUGCAGCUGAUCCUAAUGACCAGGUGGCCAUGGGCAGGCAGUGGCUGGCUAUCCAGAAGCUACGCAGUAAGAUUAAGAAGAAAGUUGACACGAAGGCGAGUAAAGGCAGGAAAGUCAGAUUCCAUGUGCACAGUAAGCUGGUGAAUUUUAUGGCUCCUAUUGACCACAGUUCCAUGAGUGAUGAAGCUCGGUCCGAACUGUACCGAUCUCUGUUUGGAUCCCAGACGCUUCAGUGACGCUGCUGAUGGAGGAAGAACGAACACACACACACACACAAAAUGAUCUGACUGAUGUGAAUUUUGGGAUCCACAGUAAACAGUUGUUUGUAUUUUGUUUUUCUUUUAAGCUUUUUUUUAUUUUAUUGGAAAUAAUUACAGAAAUUAGACUUUUUUCUGAUCUGCUGAAUCUGUUUGAUAUAAAGGGACUUUAUUCCACACAAUAUAAGAGAGAGAGA